Lachancea nothofagi CBS 11611 is the source of this 1500-nucleotide messenger RNA. Lineage: Eukaryota; Fungi; Ascomycota; Saccharomycetes; Saccharomycetales; Saccharomycetaceae. The record is from the annotation of a GenBank genome assembly.
AUGUUUCGAAAACAAAAGUUUCUCCCCGUUCUCGCCUGUCUAUUCCUUAUUCUACUACUACGGAAAUACAGAACAACAGACGCUGACUCAGAAAUGGUUACUAAGUACACGGCUCCGGUCGUCAUAAUUGGUUCUGGCCUUGCUGGUCUGGCAACCGCCAGUCAAUUGGUCCUAAAACAUAAGAUCCCAAUCGUGUUAUUAGAUAAAGCUUCCUCCUUAGGUGGGAACUCCAUCAAAGCCUCUAGCGGCAUAAACGGAGCAUUCACCAGUACUCAAAAAACGCUAGGUGUCGACGAUUCUGUGGCUGAUUUCUACCAGGACACAGUUAACUCUGCGAAAAAAGCAGGGGUUACUACUUUGAUGCACAAGCUCUCAAAGGACUCUAGCUCUGCCAUUUCAUGGUUGCAACAAGAAUUCGGCCUGAAGUUGGAUUUACUUGCUCAGUUGGGUGGCCAUUCAGCUCCUAGGACUCACAGAUCUUCUGGGAAGUUGCCUCCGGGCUUUGAAAUUAUUCAAGCACUAUCAAAAUCCCUAAAAGCUCUUUCUGAAUCAAACCCAGAAUUAGUGAAGAUUCAUUUGAACAGUAAAGUGUUUGACGUCGAGAUUGUGGACAACCAAGUUCAAUCAGUUGAUUACUACGAUCAGGACGGCGUCGCUAAACAAAUCAAGACCAAAGGCGUAGUGUUCUGUUCCGGAGGUUUUGGGUUCUCCCAAGAGCUGUUGGAGAAAUACGCUCCUCAACUGAAUGGCUUACCCACCACAAAUGGUGCUCAGACAACCGGUGACGGCCAGAAAUUGAUUGAGAAGCUUGGCGGUAAAUUAAUAGACAUGUCUGAGGUACAGGUGCAUCCAACAGGCUUUGUAGAUCCAUCCGAUCCUAAAAGUAACUGGAAGUUUUUAGCUGCCGAGGCUUUGAGAGGCCUUGGUGGUAUUUUGCUAAAUCCCUUGACCGGGAAACGAUUUGUUAAUGAGCUGAGCACCCGUGAUGUAGUGACAGAUGCCAUCCAGUCCAAAUGUUCUCAAGAAGAUAAUAAGGCUUUGCUUAUUAUGAGCGAGGCGCUCUACUCCGACUACAAAAGUAACAUGGAUUUCUACAUUUUCAAAAAGUUAGUUAAGAAAACCACAGUCGCUGAACUAGCGGAGAGCCUACCCAUCAGCUCCCAAGAUUUGGCGUCCGAGCUACAAAUAUUCAGCUCAUCAUCACCUGAUACUUUUAGUCGUGUUUCUAAAAUAAACGGAUUCGGAGCGAAUGUUGACGGUAGCACUGCCAUUUAUGUCGGAGAAAUUACACCGGUUGUGCACUUCACCAUGGGUGGUGCAAAAAUCGACGAAAAUGCACAGAUUUUGAACGAAAACAACGAACCUGUGGCUAACGGCUUGUACGCCGCCGGUGAGGUCUCUGGGGGUGUCCACGGGGCAAAUAGAUUAGGGGGAUCAAGUCUCUUAGAGUGUGUAGUGUUCGGACGUACAGCCGCCGACUCUAUCGUCUCCAAACUUUAA